AUGGCCAACAAGCGCUCCCACGCCGCUCUUAACACACCCGCCCCAGAUGACGACGACCCGAUCGACCCGUCCGAUGAGCUCAUCUUCAUCGCGCUGGGCGGCGGAAACGAGGUGGGGCGGUCAUGUCAUAUACUGCAAUACAAGGGCAAAACGGUCAUGCUCGACGCUGGCAUACAUCCCGCGUAUGAUGGACUGGCAGCAUUACCCUUCUACGAUGAGUUCGACCUGAGUACCGUUGAUGUUUUGUUGAUUACUCACUUCCACAUGGACCACGCCGCCUCCCUCCCCUACGUCCUGGCCAAAACAAACUUCGCCGGCCGAGUCUACAUGACCCACCCAACCAAAGCCAUCUACAAACACCUCAUGCAAGACUCCGUCCGCGUCCAAAACACCCACGUCUCCACCUCGGCCUCGACCUCCACGACCUCAGGCACAGACGGCUACGUAAACCAACUCUUCAACGAAACCGACAUCCUCACCACCCUCCCCCUAAUCCAAACCAUAAGUUUCAACACCACCCACGUCCACAAUGGCAUCCGCUUCACCCCCUACCCCGCCGGCCACGUCCUCGGAGCCUGCAUGUACGUCGUCUCCAUCGCCGGUCUAAACAUCCUCUUCACAGGCGACUACAGCCGGGAAAACGACCGGCACCUCAUCCCCGCCUCUGUACCCAGGGGAGUCAAAAUCGACUGUCUCAUCACCGAAUCCACCUUCGGCAUCAGCACCCACGUCCCGCGUCUCGAGCGCGAAACCGCCCUCAUGAAAAGCAUCACCUCCAUCCUCCUCCGCGGCGGCCGCGCUCUCCUCCCCGUCUUCGCCAUAGGUCGCGCGCAGGAACUUCUGCUCAUCUUGGAAGAUUACUGGACGCGACACGAAGAGUUCCGGAAAUUCCCCAUUUACUACGCUUCCUCCUUGGCGCGGAAGUGUAUGGUAGUCUACCAAACCUACAUCGACAGCAUGAAUUCCUCCAUCCGGGCGAAAUUCCAAUCGGGGGCUACAUCGACCACCACCUCCGCCGACGGAGCGACGAGCACGGGGGCUAGUGGACCCUGGGAUUUCACAUAUAUCCGCUCCCUCAAAUCUCUAGAUCGCUUCGACGAUGUAGGCGGGUGCGUGAUGCUCGCUUCGCCUGGGAUGCUGCAGAAUGGGGUUUCGCGGUCCUUACUCGAGCGCUGGGCUCCGGACCCGAGGAACGGGGUCGUUAUCACGGGAUACUCGGUUGAGGGCACGAUGGCGAAGACGAUUAUGUUGGAGCCGGAUGUGAUUCCUGCUGUUAUGACUGCUAAUCGUGGGGGUGGAGGAGGAGGAGGGCAACAAGGCGGUAUGCUGACUGGCAAGAAACCCGGCGCGGCUGGUGCGGACGGGGAGAAGGUCAUGAUACCCCGCCGUUGUACGGUACAGGAAUUUUCUUUCGCCGCCCAUGUAGAUGGGAGCGAGAAUAGGGAAUUCAUCGAGGAAGUCGCCGCUCCCGUGGUGGUUUUGGUGCAUGGGGAGAAACAUAAUAUGGGCCGGUUGAAAUCGAGAUUGUUGAGUCUGCAGAAGAUGAAGGUUUUCUCCCCGGCGAAUUGCGAAGUCCUUCGUAUACCCUAUCGUCAAGACAAGAUUGCUCGCGUAGUUGGGAGGUUGGCGAAGGAGGUGGAUUUGGCGGGGUUGGUGUUGCCGAGUCCCGCUGCUUCUGUGGAGGAGGAGGAGGAGGAGGAGGAGGAGGAGGAUGGGGAUGGAGAUGGGGAUGGGAUGAGGGGUAGAGGAGAUGAUGGUGCAGGGGAGGCGAAGAAGCUGCGCACGGCUGAGGGACAGCUCAUCAGCGGUGUGCUCGUGCAGAACGAUUUCAAGCUCUCGCUCAUGGCGCCGGAGGAUCUGAAGGAGUUUGCGGGCUUGACUACGACGACGAUUUUGUGCCGGCAGAGGAUUACGCUGGCGGCGGCGGGGGUGGAGCUUAUACGGUGGGCGCUGGAGGGGACGUUUGGGGGGGUGGGGGUUGUGCCUGAGGCUGACGAGAUAGAGAUGAAGGAGGAGGGGCAGAAUGGUGGGGAUUCGAUGGUGAGGGAGGAGGGGAAGGGCAGUAGAGUCGUUAUGGACGUUAUGGGUGGUGCUGUUCGGCUUACGCACCAUUCGACCACGGGGGAAGUGGAGAUGGAGUGGGAGGGCAAUGUGACGAAUGAUAGUAUCGCCGAUGCGGUCAUGGCUGUGCUGCUUAGUGUCGAGAGUUCGCCGGCGGCUGUGCGGCAGAGCUCGAAGAUGGGGUCGCAUUCGCACUCUCACUCACACUCGCACGGACACAAAAGUGGGUUGAGGCGCGAGAGCGUGGAGGAAGGUGUGUAUGAUCCUUUUGGCGACGAGGAGAUGGUGGAGGGGGAGAAGAGCAAUGGCGAUACGAACGGCGAUGGGGCUGUGGAGGACGGGCUAGAGGCACGGCUGAAGGGGAAGCGACAUCCUCUCGCUGAUGUCUCGGCGGAGGAGAAAUUAAGCCGGGUCUUCAUGUUCCUCGAGGCCCAAUUCGGCGAGGACGCAAUAACUCCCAUCGCUCGCCCGCGCCCUACUACGUCACAGAAUGGGACGGAUGGCGAAGCCCCAGACGAGAUCUCUCUCCAAAAAUCCGAAGCGGCAGAACUUAAACGGCUUCAUGAUAUGGGAAUUCCGGUCCCGGGGAUUGAGAUUCAGGUCGAUAGGAGUGUGGCGAGGGUUUGGCUGGAGGGGUUGGAGGUCGAGUGUGGGAAUAAGACCCUUGGGGAUCGGGUGAGGGCGGUGGUGGAGAGGGGGGUGGGGACUGUGGCGCCUUUGUGGCGGUAG
Messenger RNA from Recurvomyces mirabilis, 2790 nucleotides. RefSeq names its product endoribonuclease ysh1 (gene YSH1). The transcript is spliced from 2 exons. The record is from RefSeq and is a predicted model, not a curated record. Gene Ontology annotation, molecular function: 5'-3' RNA exonuclease activity; RNA binding; RNA endonuclease activity. Gene Ontology annotation, biological process: mRNA 3'-end processing by stem-loop binding and cleavage. The coding region runs from base 1 to 2790 and encodes 929 amino acids. Gene Ontology annotation, cellular component: mRNA cleavage and polyadenylation specificity factor complex. Lineage: Eukaryota; Fungi; Ascomycota; Dothideomycetes; Mycosphaerellales; Teratosphaeriaceae.